Messenger RNA from Oreochromis aureus, 2093 nucleotides. It is a transcript of the gene ccnb3, whose product is annotated as cyclin B3. The transcript is spliced from 12 exons. Gene Ontology annotation, biological process: regulation of cyclin-dependent protein serine/threonine kinase activity; mitotic cell cycle phase transition. The record is from RefSeq and is a predicted model, not a curated record. NCBI's taxonomy places the organism in Eukaryota, Metazoa, Chordata, Actinopteri, Cichliformes, Cichlidae. Gene Ontology annotation, cellular component: cytoplasm; cyclin-dependent protein kinase holoenzyme complex; nucleus. Gene Ontology annotation, molecular function: cyclin-dependent protein serine/threonine kinase regulator activity. The coding region runs from base 236 to 1525 and encodes 429 amino acids.
UUUUAUCCAAUGAGAGCGAAGCGCAGCAGAUUUGAUCCUCGGCUAAACCACUUUUGUUUGAGCUCUCGUCUUAGUGACAGCACGGUUGAUUCGGACUAUUUACCCAAACUAUAUGCAUUUUUCCUUCUCUAAAACAAGUCACCGGACUAAAGAAGAAAGUUUUAUACCAUAAGCAGAACACGGAGCAGCGGCUGCAGAGCUUUGUUUUUAGGAAGAUACCGUCAGGGAGUGAGCCAUGCCUUUUCCAAGGGGAAGGAAACCCACAGCGACCGCUGGCAGCAAAAUACCCAAACUGAAUGCAACAGCGUCCGAGAACCAGGAGGAAGCCACACAGGCUAAGAGGUCCUCCUCCCCUCCUCGUGGAGCUCCCAAGAAGAGGACUGCUUUCAUCGAUAUCACCAAUGCUCAUAAGGUACAGAUCAGCUUUCCUGGGAAGAAGAAGGAACCAGGGAAGAAGACUGUAAAGAAAACCAGCUCCACCUCAGUGUCUGCAAGCAACCUAGCUAACCUGAAAAAGUCGUCGUCUGUGAGCUCAGAGGGAACGAUAUCCGAGCGAGAGAGGACCGAUACGGAGGAGGAGGAGAAGGAAGAGGACAAGUCGGCCGAUGUGGCAGCUCCUGUAGAGGAGCUGGCUGCUGCUACGUCCCCUGCUGCCCGUGAAGUGCCGGCACACCUUCGGAGACAAGAAAUCCCAAAGGAGUUUGACAUUGACUCUGAGAAUUCUGAGGACUGCUACAUGUGUCCAGAGUAUGCAAAGGACAUUUUUGACUACCUUAAAAACAGAGAGGAGAAGUUUGUCCUCUGUAACUACAUGCCCACGCAGCCCAGCCUGAACUCAGAGAUGAGGGCCAUCCUGAUUGACUGGCUGGUCGAAGUACAGGAGAAUUUCGAGCUGUACCAUGAGACCCUCUACCUGGCGGUAAAGAUGACGGACCACUACUUGGCUAAAACCCCGGUCCACAGGGAGAUGCUGCAGCUCGUUGGCUCUACCGCCAUGCUCAUAGCCUCCAAAUUUGAGGAGCACAGCCCACCUUGCGUUGACGACUUCUUGUACAUUUGCGACGACGCGUACAAAAAGGAGGAGCUCAUCUCCAUGGAGGCCAGCAUCCUGCAGACGCUGUCUUUUGACAUCAGCAUCCCCAUCCCGUAUCGGUUCCUCAGACGCUAUGCCAAGUGUGUGAGCGCCAGCAUGGACACGCUGACUCUGGCUCGCUACUACUGCGAGAUGAGUCUCAUGGAGAUGGACCUGGUUCCAGAGAGAGGCUCGUUGGUGGCUUCGGCCUGCCUGCUGAUGGCGCUGGUCACCAAAGACCUGGGAGGAUGGUCUCCCAUCCUGCAGUUUCACUCGGGCUAUCAGGCGUCAGAUUUGGCGCCCGUUGUCAGGAGAAUCUACUCGAUGCUCUCAGCACCUCCUGAUGAUAAACUGAGAGCCAUCAAGAACAAAUACUCACAUAAGGUGUUUUUUGAAGUUGCGUCUCUGCCAUUGGUCAGUAUCGACAUUUUGGAGAAAGCCUUGAGCUCUUAGUGACGUGUCCGGUCCAGAAGGGGGGAAAAUGAAGCCUAAGAUGAGUGAAAAUAUUUUUCAAAUUUCCCUCAAGAGGAAACAUGUAUAUAAAAUGUGAAUAUGUUUAAUAUUUAUGUGUUGUGUAGUCUGUCCUUUAUACCAUAAUAUUAUAAUAAUUAUAAUAAGACUUUAAUUCCCUUUUAAUGUGGGCAUUUGUUUUCAAGACAUUAAUUACCUUUGAGAAAACUCUAGCAGGUCUUUUAUACAUUUUUAAAGAUUAGGGGAAAAAAACAUCCUGAUUAUUAAUAUGUAAGUGUGUGUGUGUGUGUGUGUGUCACUGGAUUUAAAGUGUGUUUGUAAAUCUUACUUUCCAAGACGUAUUAUGCACAGGCCCACAAGUUCUGUAUGUUACCAUGUUCUUCAAGUUAAAGUAUGCGUGUGUUUGUGUUCAUACAUUGUACAGUGUUCAUCAUGUUACUAUUGCUAUGCAAAUUAUUUGUAUAAAAGACGACCAGACAAUGCCAUACUACUUUUAAGUGGCUGUCAUAUGUACUGUUAAAAUAAAGAAGUGUUUCUGUUUUGCUUUUAA